GCACGGAGCGAAGACGAGCAUUGUUCCAGUGCUUAAAGGAGGUAUCUACGACUCUCAGGCGGACAGCGCAAGGAGGAGGACCGGAAGAGACGGUUAAUUUACAUUAUAGCAUUCCUUCACUGUUGGACCUGGAGCAGGAGCCCUCGUUUUCUAUAAAAAAAAAACACCUGCAGAAAAUACUCACCAGUGCAUUUUUCCUGACAUCAAGUCGCCGAUAUGUGUCGGAUCUAACAUAGACUAUUGUUGAGAAACAAUGAAUAUCUCCAUUCUUGGGUGGAUGUGGGCACUUUUUUUCAUGGAAAUGCCUAAGUUUAUGAAUUUAUCGGUUUUCGUUCUACCUGUUUUAUGGGGUUUGGUGCUUGGUGGCUCUCAAAGUGUACAAAUUGGUGGACUCUUUCCAAGGGGUGCUGAUCAGGAAUACAGUGCAUUUCGGAUAGGAAUGGGUCUAUUCGGCACACCCGAAUUCAGAUUGACGCCCCAUAUUGACAAUCUGGAAGUAGCAAACAGUUUUGCCGUCACCAAUUGUUUCUGUUCCCAGUUCUCGAGAGGAGUUUACGCCAUCUUUGGAUUCUACGACAAGAAGUCGGUCAAUACGAUUACUUCGUUUUGCGGGACUCUCCAUGUGUCAUUUAUCACCCCGAGCUUCCCGCUGGACGGAACUCAGCAGUUCAUCAUCCAGAUGAGGCCUGACAUCAAAGGACCCCUACUCAGCCUUAUCGAGUACUACAAGUGGGAUAAGUUUGCCUAUCUCUACGACAGUGAUAGAGGUCUGACCACACUGCAGGUGGUGCUGGACACGGCUGCAGAAAGGAAGUGGCAUGUGACCGCCAUCAACGUGGGCAACCUGAAGGACGAGAGGAAAGACGAGGCCUACCGCUCCCUCUUCCAGGACCUGGAGAACAAGAAGGAGAGACGGGUCAUCCUGGACUGUGAACAGGACAAAGUCAAAGACAUUAUGGAACAGGUUAUCACCAUUGGCAGACAUGUGAAAGGCUACCACUAUAUCAUUGCAAAUUUGGGUUUUGUGGAUGGGGACCUCUCCAAAAUUCAAUAUGGAGGAGCCAACGUCUCAGGUUUCCAGAUUGUCGAUUUCGAUGACCCGUUGGUUUCCAAAUUUGACCAGAUUUGGGAAGCUCUGGAGGAGAAGGAGUACCCUGGUGCCGACAGUAAGAUUAGGUACACGUCGGCGUUGACCUACGACGCGGUGCAGGUGAUGACGGAGGCCUUCCGCUACCUGCACAAGCAGCGCAUUGACAUCGCCAGAAAGGGCAACAACGGCGACUGUCUGGCUAACCCCGCCGUGCCCUGGGCGCAGGGAGUGGAGAUUGAACGAGCGCUCAAACAGGUUCGUGUGGACGGUCUCACAGGGAAUAUUCAGUUUGAUCAACAUGGCAAACGAGUAAACUACUCUGUUAAUAUCAUGGAGCUGAAGAAUAAUGGUCCUGUGAAGAUUGGAUAUUGGAACGAAGUUGACAAAAUGGCUGUCACAAAAUCAGACGUGUUUCCGAAUGACACAACAGGAAUGGAAAACAAAACGGUCAUUGUGACCACAAUCUUGGAAGCCCCAUAUGUAAUGCUCAAGAAGAAUGCUGACCUUUUUUUAGACAAUGAAAGAUACGAGGGCUAUUGUGUAGAUCUGGCUGCUGAGAUAGCCAAGCACUGUGGCUUCAAAUACCAGCUGAAAAUUGUGGGGGAUGGAAAAUAUGGAGCCCGAGACGCUGAGACCAAGAUCUGGAACGGAAUGGUGGGAGAGCUUGUCUAUGGGAAAGCUGAUAUAGCUGUGGCACCGCUGACCAUCACCCUCGUCCGCGAAGAAGUAAUAGACUUCUCCAAGCCCUUUAUGUCACUGGGUAUUUCCAUUAUGAUCAAGAAGCCCCAAAAGUCAAAACCUGGGGUCUUCUCCUUCCUGGACCCUCUGGCCUACGAAAUCUGGAUGUGCAUCGUGUUUGCCUACAUCGGUGUGAGCGUGGUGCUCUUCCUGGUCAGUCGAUUCAGCCCAUAUGAGUGGCACACAGAGGAGUACGAGGACGGCCAGAUCCAGACUAAUGAGUCUACCAACGAGUUUGGGAUAUUCAACAGUCUCUGGUUCUCCCUCGGCGCCUUCAUGAGACAGGGCUGUGACAUCUCGCCUAGAUCCCUCUCUGGGCGUAUUGUUGGUGGGGUAUGGUGGUUCUUCACUUUGAUCAUCAUCUCCUCCUACACGGCCAACCUGGCUGCUUUCCUCACUGUUGAGAGGAUGGUGUCGCCCAUAGAGAGUGCUGAGGAUCUGGCGAAGCAGACCGAGAUUGCCUAUGGAACACUGGACUCCGGCAGUACCAAGGAGUUUUUUAGGCGCUCCAAAAUUGCCCUAUUCGAUAAGAUGUGGACUUACAUGCGGAGCGCAGAGCCCUCUGUGUUCGUGAAAACCACAGCAGAGGGGGUGCUGCGGGUGCGCAAGUCCAAGGGCAAAUACGCCUAUCUGCUGGAGUCCACCAUGAACGAGUACAUCGAGCAGCGCAAGCCUUGCGACACCAUGAAGGUUGGCGGCAACCUGGACUCCAAAGGCUAUGGGAUCGCCACGCCCAAAGGAUCCUCAUUAAGAACGCCAGUAAACCUUGCGGUAUUGAAACUCAGUGAGCAAGGCGUCUUAGACAAGCUGAAAAACAAAUGGUGGUACGAUAAAGGUGAAUGUGGAGCCAAGGACUCGGGAAGUAAGGAGAAGACGAGCGCCCUCAGUCUGAGCAAUGUGGCAGGGGUUUUCUACAUCCUGGUCGGCGGACUUGGUUUGGCCAUGCUGGUGGCCUUGAUUGAGUUCUGUUACAAGUCCCGAGCCGAGGCGAAACGAAUGAAGGUGGCAAAGAAUGCACAGAGUGACCUUCACGGACGCAAUGAGGAGCAAAGCGAGGCUGUCUAUAACGGGGAGUACUGGGGAGAAUGGCCGUGUGAUGACUCCAGAGUUUCCAAAAGCAGUGCAUGCGGCACCUUACGUUAGACCUGGCAUGGGAAUGAAUGUCAGCUUGACAGAUCUCUCCUGAUCGAUAAGAACCUUUUGAGUGCCUUACAAUGGUUUCAAUAGAGCGGUUUUCGUAUUUUUCCCUCGCCCCUCUCUCUUCACGCUUUCUUUCUCUCCAUUUUAGUUGAAAGGGGUCAAGGGGCCUCCCAUUAUGGUGUCAUGAAGACGUUUCCUUCUUCUCGCUCUCUAUUUCUCACUAAACAAAAGACGAUCCCUCUCGAUUUCACCUUGGAAUACAAAGGGACAUCGGUGACAUCAUUUCCUAUCUCUGAGUAUGUUGGAGAUAUAGGAAGCAUGAUUGACUGUAAUAGCUGCUCAUGGGAGUUCUGUCAUCUCAACUGGG
Oncorhynchus keta (chum salmon) is the source of this 3335-nucleotide messenger RNA. RefSeq names its product glutamate receptor 2-like. Gene Ontology annotation, biological process: modulation of chemical synaptic transmission; synaptic transmission, glutamatergic; monoatomic ion transport. The record is from RefSeq and is a predicted model, not a curated record. Gene Ontology annotation, molecular function: transmitter-gated monoatomic ion channel activity involved in regulation of postsynaptic membrane potential; AMPA glutamate receptor activity. Lineage: Eukaryota; Metazoa; Chordata; Actinopteri; Salmoniformes; Salmonidae. Gene Ontology annotation, cellular component: plasma membrane; dendritic spine; AMPA glutamate receptor complex. The transcript has 16 exons. The coding region runs from base 254 to 2971 and encodes 905 amino acids.